Messenger RNA from Symbiodinium necroappetens, 321 nucleotides. NCBI's taxonomy places the organism in Eukaryota, Dinophyceae, Suessiales, Symbiodiniaceae. The record is from the annotation of a GenBank genome assembly.
AUGCCCACCGAGCUCACGAAGCUUCGUGCAGAGAACACGCAGUUGAUGAGCGAGCUCCAGGUAUUCUACAAGGCCAUGGAAAGCAAAGAGCCACAGGAUGCGACGAAGCAGCGGCUCGAGAAGUUCCACUCGCAGCUGGUCUUGGAGGCUGCAUCCCUUCGGAAUGAGGUGGCUGGCCUGAAGCGGAAGCGCUGGGUGAUCCAGGCCGUCUUGGCGAAUGGUGGGGAGAGCGAGGACCGUGUGAUCAAGGAGGAGCUCCAGAAGCUUCGCCAGAAGAGGAGCGAGGAGCAGCCGGAACAUCAGCCGAGCCCCAAAGGCUGA